Coturnix japonica (Japanese quail) is the source of this 5540-nucleotide messenger RNA. It is a transcript of the gene PASD1, whose product is annotated as PAS domain containing repressor 1. Gene Ontology annotation, molecular function: protein dimerization activity; DNA-binding transcription factor activity, RNA polymerase II-specific; RNA polymerase II cis-regulatory region sequence-specific DNA binding. The record is from RefSeq and is a predicted model, not a curated record. Gene Ontology annotation, biological process: circadian regulation of gene expression; regulation of transcription by RNA polymerase II. Gene Ontology annotation, cellular component: nucleus; cytoplasm; CLOCK-BMAL transcription complex. NCBI's taxonomy places the organism in Eukaryota, Metazoa, Chordata, Aves, Galliformes, Phasianidae.
GCGCCUGUGCAGUGCCGGGAGGCCGGGCUCUGCCCGCCGCCGCGUUACACAACCGGCCGCCGACACCGGCCUCUCCCCCGAGUCCCGCCGCAGCGCGCCCGCAGCUCGCAUCGCCCGCCCCAUGCCGUGCGUCCCGCGGGCUGCGGCGCCCCGGGCCGGGCGGUGACCCCCGGAGCAGCGGGGGCAGCGCACCGGGACCGGGCAUGGCACUGAGAGCGACUCCGGAACGAGCAUCCUCCUCCCGGACGGAUUAAUUUUUCUCCAUCUCUAUUUACAUGGUGAUAAGAAGUGCUAAUCCCACUCCGUCAGUCUGGACUGAUGAAUCUGAGAAGUAGAGCAGAGCCCUGCGUUGUGUAAACGAACUGAUGGAUGAAGAUGAGAAGGACAGGGCAAAGAGGGCAUCACGCAACAAAUCUGAAAAGAAGAGGAGAGACCAGUUCAAUGUCCUCAUUAAAGAGCUCUGCACCAUGCUGCAGGGGCAUGGCCACCCUCUCAAGAUGGACAAAUCCACCAUACUGCAGAGGACCAUCGACUUCUUACAGAAACAAAAAGAAAUCACAGCACAGACAGAAGCCUGUGAGAUUAGACAAGACUGGAAGCCUUCAUUUCUUAGCAACGAGGAGUUCACCCAGUUGAUGUUAGAGGCAUUAGAUGGCUUCCUCAUCGCUCUUACCACUGAUGGGAUUAUUAUUUAUGUAUCCGAUAGUGUCUCAUCUCUGCUUGGGCACUUACCGUCAGAUUUGGUGGACCAAAACAUAUUAAACUUUCUGCCUGAGCGGGAGCAGAGCGAGGUGUACAAGCUCCUUUCUCCACGUGUGCUCAUGACAGAGCCCGUUGCAGCUGAUUUUCUGAACGUGGAAAAGCAAAUAGAGUUUUGCUGCCAUUUAGCGAGGGGCAGCUUAGAUCCAAAUGAACCUCUGACAUAUGAAUAUGUGAAAUUUGUAGUGGAUUUUAAAUAUUUUACUCAUGUGCCUACACCCUCCUGCAAUGGCUUUGAGUCAGCUAUUGCACGAGCUUUCAGGUCAGCCACGGAGGAGCAGAUUUGCCUCGUAGCGACAGUUCGUCUUGUCACACCACAGUUCUUAAAGGAGCUCUGCAAUGUUGAAGAGCCAUGCGAAGAAUUUACAUCGAGGCAUAGUUUGGAGUGGAAGUUCUUAUUCUUGGACCACAGGGCUCCGCCUAUUAUAGGAUACUUACCCUUUGAGGUGCUGGGAACAUCAGGGUAUGACUACUACCACGCCGAUGACCUGGAGCUUCUCGCUAGGUGCCAUGAACACUUGAUGCAAUUUGGAAAAGGCAAGUCGUGUUACUACCGGUUCCUGACCAAGGGCCAGCAGUGGAUCUGGCUCCAGACGCACUACUACAUCACUUACCACCAAUGGAAUUCCAAACCUGAGUUCAUUGUGUGCACUCACCUGGUAGUUAGUUAUGCAGAAGUCCGAGCUGAAAAAAGGCGAGAUCUUGGCCUUGAAGAGUCAUCAAUUGAACUGGCGUCGUCUUCAAUAAAGAGCCACGGCAGCUACCUAGAGGUGGGCCACUGUGGCAGCAGCCAAGAUGCCAGCCGGGAGGGAAUGUCGCUGUCAUCCCACAGCUCCCGCCGCUCCUCUCACACUGCACUCUCUGACUCUGCCUCCACCUCAUCCAUGCGACAUACCGAUACCAGCACUCCCACCCGGCCGGCGGUGCCAGAGAAGGCAGCCUUGAGGCUGGCGGCAACUGGAAGCGCUCAGGCCGUAGCAACGCCUCCAGCCACGGGUGAACACCUCCCUCAGCAGCCGGCGGUCCCCUCCCAGCAGGCUGUGAUGCCCGUGUACCACUUCCCAGCCCCUCUGGGCAUGAUGCACCAGCUGAAGGAGCAGCUGGAGGAGAGGACGCGCAUUCUGCAAGCAGACAUCAAAACGCAGCAGGAGGAGCUGCACGUCAUCAAGGAGCAGCUCCAGCUGGUGCAGGACUCCAACCUGCAGAUGCUGAUGCAGCAGCCAAUCCCACUGGUCUUCAACAACACGCAGCGCCAGAGCCCACGGAGAGCCCCGCCGCCAUCCCGGCAGCCCAGCACCAAGAAGGCCCCACAGCCGGGCCCCAUGGCCAAGCACUACAGGGCCCCCCCUGUGUCCACCCCGCGGCCGUUCCUCAGGGAACCCUGCAGCACUCCAUCCCAGGUACCGCAGCAGCAGCACCUAAUGCGAGGAAACCCGGCGCAGCCAACAUGUCUGCCAGGGCAGACGAGCAUUUCAGUGCCCCUCUACCACAACCCCACGGUGUUUUCGCAAGCGCAUCCCGUUACAGUGGCUGCACAGCUGCCAAGUGAUGUUAGCGAAAGGCAGAUGCAGUCUGACUACAGCCAGGACAGGAGCCUCAGGAUGCUGCUGGACCAGUCCAUCCAGGCCAUGGUACCUGCCGCCAAUGGCAGCACCCAGCCCACGCCGAGCAGCGCCAGCAGGCAGCCGGGGAAAUUCGUGGCAGAGCAGCAGCCCUUGCCUCCCAUUACACAGAUGCAGCCCAUCAGCAGCAGCACGGUGCGGCCCCCCACCCCCUCGCCCGUGUUCUCCCCAUCCGUGAUGCUCCCCCAUGGCAGCUUCGUGUCCCACCCCGGCAGCACCCCGCUGCACCUCCACCCCUGGCCGCAGCAGCAGGUUCAGCAGCACCGUCUGUACCUUCAGAUGCAAGGUGCUGAGGCGGUGCCUGGAGGUCCCAGCCCACGUGUGUUCCAGCCCCACCACCUCGCGCAGCAGAGCCCCCUGAGCUAUUUCCUGCACCCGCAGCCGCAGGGCCGCCAUGCCCAGGGCCAGCCCUGCAACCUGCCUGACCUGCCCGAGAUGCAGCUGCCCUGACCGACUUGCUCAGACCAGCAAGACCCCACCAGGGGACACCGCACAGAGUGGGAUUGCCAUGGGGCCCAGCUGAGGUCUCCUGUUGGCACCACCGCUCAAAAGAGCCCAUGGGCUGCGAGUCUCAGCCAGGCCUGCCCCAGAGGGAGCGCGCCGUCGAGCUGAAGAAGAGGAGGAUGCUCACCUGGGGCUCCUGCCCACCAGAGCCGCAAGACUUGGUGAGAAAGGUGUGCUUGGGGCAGGGGCCAGCGUGCUGCUGCAGAGCCGUGCCUGCCUGUGCCAGUGCUGGCUGCAGAUCUUUGACCUGAAGGGGACAGCAUCCAGCUGCAGGCAGGUUGGCUGAAGCCCCUGUGGGGAUGCCGGCACUGUAGACAAGCCCCAUCCGAUGAGGGCCGCGGUGCUGGAAUCACUGUGACGCCGAUCCCAGCGCUACAGCACACUGCAGGGUUCCCCUGUACAUAGCUCGUCUCGCUCAAUAGGUCCGUCGUGGAGUUUGUCCUUAUUUCUAUACCUCAACCCCACCGUUUUGUUUUCCAGGAGAUUGGGAUAAUGCUGCUAAUUUAUGUAACACCACUUUUGCCUGAAUUUCUUACUGUCGUUAAACCAGCUCACACCACAACCAGUAAGAUAUUCCUCAUCUUUUAUGUUGGUUAAGAAGAAGUGCAGAGAAAUUUAUAUGGUUUUUACUCCCUGUAGCCAAAUAUUUUUUCAGGUUACGUACAGAGAAUCUUUACUCUUUUCUCCUCCGUCAUCCUGUUCUGAUCCAGGUGGAUGUUGUUGUGUAUGUAUCUUUCUUAACAUGAAAACACAUACAGUAGAACACCACAUGGCAGCAAACUUUGCUUGGUCAGAUUUCAGUCUGACAGACCCGAAACGUAUCCUCACAGCGACACAGGCCGUGUUAACGAGCUCGCAGGGUCAGCAAUAAAUUGUAUUUUUGUAAAUUGCCACUUUUUAAACUAUACGUUUAUAUUUAUGAAUCGAAAACGAGUCUUUCCUCAGUGGGUGUAUAGCUGUGUCCCUACUGUUUGUAUCUUUCCAAAGGAAAAAGGAACUUGUACAUUUCUGAGGCGCUGAGGGCUUAACCCUGGGCACUGCUGGAGCCCAAACACAGAUGUCGGCAUAGGCUGUUGCUUUCAGCUUUGCAGGUAGGAGGGGAGCAAAACGUGCACGCACAGAGGCACACACUUACACCACAGAUACACUAUUGCAGCCUCUCAGAAGGGAGCAGGAGAGAUUUGAAGGGAUGUUUACAUGUGAGAUUGGCCUUGCUGAAACAAGCAUCCUAAAACAUGCACUUUAUCACACCCCCCUUUAUUUCCGCUAGCACAGCCUCUCAUGGGCCCGGUGCCACCCGGGCAGAGCUGUGUGUGCCAUGGGGCAAAGUCCCAGAGCUCCUGCUCAGCCUGCCUCCAACGAGGCAUAGUAGGCUCAGGGCCAUGGGAUUUUUGCCUUAGUUAUCACUCAUGCUCAAAGAAUUAAUGUCUAAACGAAUCUCUUUAUUCAGGUGAAUUCCUAUCCAUUUACCUCGGUGAUAGCUACGACCUGUGUUUUUGGGAUCCCUUUGGAAUUGAGGGUUGCUGGUGGGCUUGGUUCCCCCCAGGUGCUGAUGAGAGAAGCAUGAGCGGUGCUGCCUGCACCAGGGGUUGGGCUCCAGCGCUCAAUGACAUCCUGAGGCUUUCUAGCACACAAGCACCUAUGUGCUAGCUCUCUCUCCCUUCAUAUAUAGAUAUACAGGUGUGUGUGUUUUUAAUAUACAUAUAUAUGUAUGUGUGUAUCUAUUAUCAACAGGCCACACAAUUCCAGACCUCUGAAAACACAGGCAGCUUUAAUUAAUAAAGUCUUGCACUUUUAGCGUACUUGUACAUAUAAGCUAAAGCCUGGUGGGUACAGAUCAGGCUGCUUUGACAAACACAGUGAAAAAUUGACUGUAUAUAUUGUAACAUACGCUGUGUAAAAGAAGAAGAAGAAUCUUAGAAGCGACUAUAAAUCUUGGUUUAUUUUAUAUGAUGUCAAAUAUAGAGACAUUUAUAAAUGUUAUUAUUCUUAAAAGUAUUUUGUAAUGGGAACAAAGGAAGUGUCUUAUGAAGAUGAAGAGUAAAGAUUUUAUUCUUGUCUCGAAUCUGUGUCGCUGCACAGCUCCGUUGGACGGGAACCUGUGCGUUGGGAAUAGCUUUAAGCAGAUCAUACGUGGUAUUUUCCAAAAAAAAACCAAAAAAACAAAAAAAAAAUAAUUAAAAAAACAAACAAAAAAAAGAACAAAGAAAGAAAGGAAGAAAGAAAGAGAAAGAAAUAAAAACAUACCUGUAACACCUCGUACACAGUCGUGCUGUGGUUUUUCCCAGGCACUGUGGGUCAGCUGGAGGGCCCAGCAUGGAAGCACAUUUGCAUUGCAUGCAAGGCUGAACUGAUCUCAGUCUGCAAAACCUGGGUCCCCUCUUUUCUUCACCUUUAGGGGAGCUUGAAGGCCUAGUGUGGUUCUUCUAUGGCUCAGUCCUUGCUAAGAAUGCCUUUAACGCAACUGACGCCCUUGAAUAAACACCUGAAGCAGCCCAUCGCGGCAAAGAACAGUGCUUCAAACACAGAACAUUUUUUCUUAAAUGAAACAUAUUUUAUUGAACACUCCAUUUGUCUUACAGUACUUCUACAUACAGCACGCUGUAUAAAAAGCCAACCUGCCAACACAGAUGUGUUGCCUUCUUGGUAAAGUGA